UUGAUGGAGAGACGGUUUGAGAGCGACCGACAUACAAUAAUGCCUCCAAAUUUUUUUGUUUCUCAUGCUUUGGAAGAAGGACAAGACUGGCAGGCGUUUAUGGCUGGUAUUGCUACGUACCCCAACUUCAUGGUUGCUUGGUGGGAUGUUGAUACGGUCUUAUUGCCGAUUCAUUCAUCCCCUAAUCAUUGGCUAUUUGGGGAACUACGAUUAGCGUCAAUGGAAGUGCAUAUUUAUGACAGUCUUGGUAGAGGUGCUUAUGAAAAAUUCCAAUCCGAAGGAAUCUUUUCCAAAUUUGAACGUCGGGUGGCAAAUUAUUUGGACAAGAUUAAGUAUUGGGCCCGGAGGAACAUCCCAAGAAUUCCAUUGAAUAUGCAAUUCAUUUAUGAAGAAAACGUUCCCCAACAAAGUAGUCAUUUGGGAGAUUGCGGUGUUUUUCUUUGUAUGUUUAUGGAGCAAUUGGUUUCAGGUCAACCAAUACGUGUUCUUAUUCACCUUCAUUUUCAUAUCCAGAAACUUCGCUUUGACAUCUCUUCUUCUUCGAUAUUGAGUGCGGUUCAUUAAAUGGUGAAACAAAUGACAGACACGAGACCAAAAUGAUCCGGCACGAACUUGUGGGGGACCCGGUGGAAAAUCCACCUCUACAGUUGUAAUCCAAGCUUGAACCAAAGCGACCUCCUCUGCGUUCCUCCAUAUACGUGGUGAGUCCAUAAUUGCAAGGAGGGAAGUAAUAGAAUACAAUUACAACGGAUAUUGAAAUCUAUUUAUAACGACUCCUUACUUACCUGGUGCAAUGACUUGUCAACUCAAACAGCAA
Molecule: messenger RNA, 817 nt
Organism: Lactuca sativa (garden lettuce)
Lineage: Eukaryota; Viridiplantae; Streptophyta; Magnoliopsida; Asterales; Asteraceae
Source: RefSeq, a predicted model, not a curated record